Nerophis ophidion (straightnose pipefish) is the source of this 1658-nucleotide messenger RNA. RefSeq lists its product as uncharacterized. Gene Ontology annotation, molecular function: metal ion binding. Lineage: Eukaryota; Metazoa; Chordata; Actinopteri; Syngnathiformes; Syngnathidae. Bases 168 to 833 code for a protein of 221 amino acids. The transcript has 2 exons. The record is from RefSeq and is a predicted model, not a curated record.
GUCAUGCUAUCCUAGUGAGGCGUAAACCGUAGAAGAAGAACGCAGCAGCUAACGCGUUAGCAUGUCUUGUUUUUUGCGGAAUUAGCGACGAUUAAAAGCUAUUGGUUCGAUAUUUUGCAUUAUGCGUUAAUGUAUAAAUAUUUAUAUUUUACAACCAACGGGUAAACAUGGAGGCUCUGGUCGGAUACAGCGGGUCGUCGUCGGAGUCUGACGGGGACGAGGAGUCAGUCUGCAAGAAUGAUGGCGGAAGGGACCUCCUCCACGGAGCAGCACCCGACUCAAAGACCAGAAACUUCCUACUGGAGCCCGCGUCCAGCGAGUCCGAUCAGUCCGACCACGAGAGUCCACACCCGGCGCCGCCCAAACCACGUCCGGCCGCUUCACCCCCCGCGUACAAGCUGCCCCCGCCCCGCCUGCAAGCCUGCACGGAGAGCAGCGUGUUCGCCAACCCCUUCAAGGCGCAGGCGGAGCAGAAGCUGAGCGCCCUGCAGAAACACGUGCCGCUCACCGUGCACGCCAAGCCCUCGCAGAUCGGCGGCAAGAGGAUCUGUGCCGCUUACAGGAAGGACGGACGAUGCCGAUUCGGCAUCAAGUGCAAGUUCGCGCACGACAGCGAUCUUCAGACGGUGGCCGUCGCCCAUGGCGACCGCCGUCCGGCCGAGGGCGGACCGGGCGGCUCCGACGAGCCUCGGAAAGAGGCGGAGCCGGAAGGGUCAGAAGGUCGGCGGGGCAAGAAGAGGAGGGUGGGCGUGAGCGACACGCUGAUCCCGCCCAAACAAGCCAUGAAGCAGUACAACAUGCUGAGGGGCAAAGAAAAACUCAACAUGUACUGAGAAAUAAAUACUGUUAGGACUUUUAUUUCCAGCUGAUGAAGGGACAUGUUCUGUACUAAUAAGUAUGUACAGUACAAGAUAUUACUACUACUGACAUCUUUCACCCUAUAUACUCAUCAAUAUAUACACAGGAGUAGUCCUCUCAUUAAUUGGUUCCUGAUAUGACCGUGAUCAACCUGUCUUUCGCAAAGUAGGACUCAAACAUUUUCUGCAACAUUAGGUUUUUUUUAUAAAUAACAAUCCGUUUUAGGCCCAUGUUUCACUUGCUCACUUCAUUUUUUUUCACCCCCCGAAGUCAAUAUUUAUUGAUCCAUCUGUAUGUGCCAUGAUGAACGCCAUUUGAAGUGUUUUAAAAAGUCAAUUAAAACAAAUUAAAAAAAUUAAAUGGUCAAUUAAAACAAAUUUAAAAAGUCAAUUCAAACGAGAAUUUUUGUAAUAAGUUCUGAGGCCAUCUCCUUGCAACCAGAGACAUUUUUUUCCAACCUGUAACCUAUUUUAAAAAAGUUCCAUUAUGACUCAAACUUGGUAAGAAUGGGUUUGAGUGGAGAAUAGAUUCUGAAUGGAGUUGUGAGCUGCCCGUCAUUUUCAUGUGACUUUUGUAGCUGUAUGUGAAAAUGGCGCCGCUGAAGUGUCAGCAGGUUGCAACAAACAGCUCUGUGCUUUUAUGUCUUCCUUAGGUUUAUUUUUUAAAAAUUUCCCUUUAGAAUUGUAACGUGAACCCCGACUUAAACAAGUUGAACAAUGUAUUGGGGUGUUAGCAUUUAGUGGUCAAUUGUAUGGAAUAUGUACUGUAAUGUGCAAUCUACUAAUAAAAGUAUCAAUCAA